Molecule: messenger RNA, 3092 nt
Organism: Pungitius pungitius (ninespine stickleback)
Lineage: Eukaryota; Metazoa; Chordata; Actinopteri; Perciformes; Gasterosteidae
Gene: yipf4
Product: Yip1 domain family, member 4
Exons: 6
Coding region: 210-923 (237 amino acids)
Biological process (GO): vesicle fusion with Golgi apparatus; endoplasmic reticulum to Golgi vesicle-mediated transport
Cellular component (GO): membrane; trans-Golgi network
Source: RefSeq, a predicted model, not a curated record
UCACUAAACGUGUCCCACUUUACUGCCUCCGCUGAACUUCCGGCUUGCCAAGCGGAGCCUGAACGAAAACAAAAUGCGAUAGUUUAACUUCCCCGAUGAGCUGUGAUCAAUGACGGCGCUAUUACCGCUUCUCGGAAUAUUUCACUGUCUGCGCAUGCAACUGUCACAUCUCUCUAGCUGAGGCCUUUGGCAGCAAUUCACGAUUAACCAUGCAGUUCUCUCCCACAAACGGAGACUUUACGUUCGUCUCUUCGACGGAGGCUGAAGAGCUCAGUGGCACCAUCAGUGCCCCGGAUAUCAAGCUAAACGUGGGUAGCGACAAUGGUAAAGAUCCAUAUGCAACCACCUUCCUGAGGCAGAGAGGCUACGGCUGGCUGCUCGAGGUGGAGGAAGAUGACAGGGAAGAGAGUAAACCUCUUCUGGAGGAGCUGGACAUCGACCUGAAGGACAUCUAUUACAAGAUUCGAUGUGUGCUGAUGCCAAUGCCAUCGCUGGGUUAUAACCGGCAGGUGGUCCGAGACAACCCAGACUUCUGGGGACCUCUAGCUGUGGUGCUGCUCUUCUCCAUGAUCUCCAUCUAUGGGCAGUUCAGGGUUGUGUCUUGGAUCAUCACAAUCUGGAUUUUUGGGUCACUAACAAUCUUCCUGCUGGCUCGUGUUCUUGGUGGUGAAGUUUCCUUCGGCCAGGUCCUUGGAGUGAUUGGAUAUUCCCUUCUUCCUCUCAUCGUCAUAGCCCCUGUGCUCGUAGUUAUUGGAGGGUUCGAGGUGGUUUCUACCCUAAUCAAACUGUUCGGAGUGUUCUGGGCUGCUUACAGUGCUGCUUCACUGCUUGUUGGAGAUGAAUUUAAAACGAAGAAACCCCUUCUCAUUUAUCCCAUUCUCCUUUUGUAUAUCUACUUCCUUUCUUUAUAUACUGGUGUGUGACGACCAGUUGAAACUGGACCUUUCCAUGGACAUGGGGUAGGACGAGGGUGUGUAACUGCAGAACCAGGAUUUUUUUAAAGGGUUUCAUUUCUUUUUUAACUGUAUUUCAUUGUAAAUGGUGGGGGUGUUAGAAAUAUAUAACAAUGUAUAUAGUUGUGUUCCUCAUGUCUUUGGUCAAUAAAACACAUACGCUUUUCCAGCUGAAACGUCAGGACAAAGAUCUUGUUAUCACCCACGGCUGUUUAUUCAUUUAAUGGUAUCUUUUUUUACUCUUGAUACAACUGAAGAAGUUGGUGCCAAACGUGGUGAGGAAUUCAACAGAAGAGGAAGCAUUACAAAGAAAGAUUGUUUGAGCCUAAUGUUACAUUUCAUUUUGUGUUCAAAGCGACGUAUAAUAAGUGCAUUCAAUGUUCCUCAUUGCUAUGCACUGUGUGUUGUACGAGUGUCCAUCUAUGCUUUUUGAUUUUCUGUCUUGUUUUUCUUGUAAUAGCAGAGUCCUGUUUGCCAGCCGCUUCAUACAGGAAUAUAACCAUUUGAUCAACAUUUACACUAAAUCCAUAGCUAUUUGGCACUUUAACAUUAAACGUGGUGUUUCCUUUUUUUUCUUCAUAUAAAGCAAAGCACAAAUGUUUGUUUUGGUUCAAGAAAGACGUGUCAUGAAGUACAUUCAAAAUCCUCUGGGGGCCUCAAUUAUAAUCUGCUAAGACAAAUGUUUGACUAAUGUGUUCCUCUGAAGAGAAUUGUGGUUUAGGUCAGCGCUCUGGGAACCACCACAACAUGUGGCUGGUAUGUGGCUGAGGUUAAGCACCAUCCACUGAACCCAACUGAAGCUUCUGGUGGGAUUUAAAUGACUUCAUAUAUAUAAACUCCUGGAAUGGUCAGCCUUACAUACUCUCUCCUGUAACUUCGGUCCUAGGUCACUCUUGUUCUUGUUUUCUUGAUUCAUGUUUACUGCUUCAUACACGUAAACCACAUAAUCAAGUUGUUAAAAAAAAAACUCAAGUUUAUGAACCUAGUAAAUCCCCAAACACACAAUUCCCAAAGAGACAAAUGAAUAGAUAAAUGGAAAGUCAGUAGAUACACAGUUGAAGUAUUUCUGAUUAGGACCACUGUAGUUACUAGUUCAAAUCAGAGUAAGGGGCGAUGGUGGCGCAUGGAGUAGUCUAAUGCGCUGUGAGCUGCAAGGUUGGCAGCUGCGGUUUGAAUCCCGGCUUCCCCUUGUGCCACAUAGAAGUGUCCCUGAGCAAGGCCCCCAACCCCUACCUGCUUCCCAGGCAAAAUGUAAUGCAUGGGUUAAGAUACAAUGUAAGUCGCUUUGGAUAAGAGUGUCAGCUAAAUGUAAUGUAAUAUCCCGUAGAAGGUUUUAAAUCAAGUAGGUAUAAACUCUAUAUUGAUGAGAGAUCUAUGUGUAGUUAUGCUUCUGAACAACCCCACGAACCGAGGACAGGGUGUUUCACCUGGUGGUCCUAAGGGUGUUAAUGUAAAAGCGACAUCAUAAACGCAGUGUACACACUAUGAAACAUUCAAGUGCAGUAAACGGCAGCAUUGUCAAACUCUUACAUUCUUACAGAGCCUCAAAUGGGACUUAACAGGCUGAAUAACAUGCCACGGGACUUUUAGACCAACAAUAAAAGCAGCUCUGUGAGCCAAACGCGGCCAAGUGGCUACAGGCAGAUAGGAAUUUUGUUUGUUUUACAGGUAUUUGAUCAUAAACCAAAGGGAAAUUGAGAACAAAGAUCAAAAGUAAAGUUAUUGCAAAAUCUUGUGAAGGUAACAUGACCGCCACAUGCCAUUGUUUGGUAGGACCAGAGCAAAAGCCAUAGGCCUAAGAGCCGUGAAUGUCUGUACCUCAUUCUGAGCCAAUCCGUCCAGCAGACAUUUAAUGAUAAUAAAUGCCCAUGACAAGCACACAAACCUGCAAGCUCCCAUAGCAGUAACCCAAAAGGCUGUCAUUAUCAGUCAGAUUGAUAUAUGUAGGGCCAUCAUUUUGUGUAACUGCUAGUGAUUUGUACUUAGUGCACUGCACAGGGUGCUGUCAGGGGAAGGGGACACUCAGUAAGGUGUUGUAAUAGGAGCUUCCAUAACACAUGUUGAAACAUCAUUAUUCAAGGUGAGAGACUUAUUUUGUUUCAUGUGCCUCCAGUUCACGCAAUAAAUAGUUACAAUGUC